AUGGGAGACCGAACAUUCUAUCGUUUAACAGAAUCAAGAGGACAGAAUUGUGCUCGGUCAUGUAUGGAGGGCAGGAGGAAAACAAUCAAACGAGUAACAGAGAGUAGAAUUAAUGGAAAAGGACUACAGGUCUUGUUAAAAGACAAGACUUUCUGGAAAGCGCCAAACAAGAUGGAUGGACGUCGUGAUAAAAGACCCAGAAAUGGUCCACGGAAACACACAAUUAAACGAUGCGAAUUAUAA
Messenger RNA from Cinara cedri, 243 nucleotides. The record is from the annotation of a GenBank genome assembly. NCBI's taxonomy places the organism in Eukaryota, Metazoa, Arthropoda, Insecta, Hemiptera, Aphididae.